Messenger RNA from Vicia faba (fava bean), 882 nucleotides. Lineage: Eukaryota; Viridiplantae; Streptophyta; Magnoliopsida; Fabales; Fabaceae. The record is from the annotation of a GenBank genome assembly.
AUGGUUUGGUUUCAAUGCGAAGAUUGUGGGGACAACCUCAAAAAACCUAAGUUACCCAGUCACUUCCGGUCAUGCUCCGCCAACAAGCUUUCAUGCAUUGACUGUGGCCAAAUGUUUGGGAGAGACACCGUUCAGAAUCACACUCAGUGUAUUACAGAAGCCGAAAAGUAUGGGCCAAAAGGCCAAGGUAAAGCUUUGAAUGGUUCAGCUGCCAAGCCUGGCAAAGAUAAAAAGCAAAGGCCGGAAGUUGAUACUAAUGUGGGUUUAUCUAAUCGCCCUCCGUGGUUCUGUAGCCUUUGCAAUACAAAAGCUACAAGCCAGCAAGCGCUUCUUCUCCAUGCUGAAGGAAAGAAACACGGGGCAAAAGCCCGAGCAUUCCAUGCUUCGCAGCAGCCACCAGUCCAGGCAGAUAAACCUGCCUCUGAUGCAAAAGAAGCAGUGGAGCCUGCUUCUGAUGGUACAGAGAAAGGCAAAAAUGCAGAGCAUCCAAAAUUGCAAGAGUCUUCUGAACAAAAUAUCUUGAAACCAGGGAGUGAAGUUUCUUCAGAAAAGAAAAAGAGGAAACUUGAUGCAUCAGAGGGUGGCCUUAUUAAAAAGUGCAAGAAUGACACUUCAGUGGAUACAGAAAAUGGCGAAGUAAUUCAAGUCGAGAAGACUAAAGAGAGGAAAAUAAAAUGGAAGAAGUUUAUCAAAGCAGCCUUGAAAUCUCAUCCGGAUGGAUUGAAGAUGAAGAAACUGAGAAAAGCUGUAUUCAAAGCGCUGCAGGAAUCUGGCAUUGUGGUAAAUGAAAAUGAAUUGAGUGACACACUUGAGCAGAAGAUAAGUUCUAGCUCCAAAUUUGCAGUUGAGAAGAAGUAUGUGCGACUAGUGGCCAAAGAUUGA